AUGCCCGUAUUCUCAACCUCUCACUUUUGUCUAUGGCUCUCCACUGGGCUACUCCCAAUUGUGACAGCAAGCUCAGAAAUAUCGGAAAUUGUCGCGGCCAAAUGGGAAUUUCAAGAGUUUGCUGUUCACAUCACUGUGAUGUUGUUCUUGCUGGCAAUGAUCUUGCUAAAAAUGCUAUUCCACCGCAUCCCCUACUUACCGGAUUACGUCCCAGAAUCUUUGCUUCUGAUCAUUGUCGGGAUAAUAUUUGGUGCGAUUGUCAAAUAUGGGAUUAGCCAGGGCACAUUCGAAGGAACUGUGUGGCAACUGACGCCCGACUUGUUUUUCAACUACCUCCUACCCCCGAUUGUCCUCGAAGCAUCCUACUCUCUGUACAAUAGGACGUUCAGUGAGUACCUCGGUGUGGUACUGAUAUUCGCCGUGCUGGGAACGAUUUUGAACUUUUUGAUUAUUGGUUUCGCAAUGUAUGGAUUACUUGUUGCCGGCGCAAUGGGUGGGGAAAAAGAUCGUUUCGAUCUGAAGGGCAUGUUAUUAUUCAGCUCGCUGAUUGUUGCUGUGGAUCCGGUCGCGGUUUUGGCCAUUUUUCAAGAUAUUGGAGUGGAGUUGGGUCUGUACUACAUUGUGUUUGGUGAGUCAUUGUUGAAUGACGCGAUCACUGUCGUGCUUUACGACAUAAUGUCUGCUUUUGCUGGGACAGACGAUGUGACAGGUCAACAAAUCGGUGUGGGUAUCGCUUCGUUUUUCACCGUCAGUUUUGGUGGAUUGGCAAUUGGAGUUGUUGUGGGAAUCAUUUCCUGUCUUAUAACUCGAUUGAAGAGCCAUCUAAAUGCAUUUACUCUCAUUCUACUGGCCUACUUCUCCUACAUCAUGAGUGACUGUGUUGGCUGGUCUGGGAUCAUUUCAAUGAUAGGUUGUGGACUUGUGCAAGCUGCCUACGCAUUCCACAACUUGGACAAUAAAUCUGUGACUGUGGUGCAUAAACUGACAAAACUGGUCUCUGAAGUCAGUGAGUCUGUGAUAUUUUUGUUUCUUGGAAUCGAGGUAUUGCGGGGGACCUUGGAGUGGCACACAGGUUUUGCCUUGUGGAGCCUCGUACUGUGUCUGGUUGCACGCGCCAUUGUUGUGCUUGCUAUCACCGCUGUGGUGAACGCUGUUCAUGUGGACAACACAAAGAUCUCGUUCACCAACCAGUUGGUGCUCAUCUACGGUGGUCUGCGUGGUGCAGUUGCAUUUUCCUUGGCCAUUCUGAUUGUUCCCGAUCGGCUUGGAUUCCACGGGCUCUACAGUCGCCGUGUCAUGAUCACCACAACAUUGUUCAUCAUCCUAUUCACCGUUGGCUUUAUGGGAAUGACGAUGAAGCCUCUGGUGAAACUUCUCAAAAUUCGGAUGCAAAGCAAAGAAAAAUUGAGUUUGUUUGGUGUACUAAACGCUGGUAUGAUGGACGAGACACUGGCAGGUAUCGAAGUGAUCAGUGCCGUGAAAGGCCGUAAUGUGGUUCGUGAUACUUUCAUGCGGUUGGACGAGAAAUAUUUCCGACGCAUUCUUCAACGUGAUCCGGAAAUGUAUGACGAGAAACUUAUGCAUGUGUACGAGAAAAUUUCCUUGCAACUACAUUACGCCUCCGUGCAGCCAAAAAAUAAGGAUGUCUACUUAAAGGACAUACCGGAAACAUUGAAACAACGAUGCUUGCAUGGAGUGGAUUCAGCUGGAUCUUUACUUAAUUAUACUCGAAAGACCCCUCCUAGCGGUGCGGAUCUGGAUUUGGAACACGACGCGAGCUUUGCAGCGCUUCCGCAAUCCAAACCUUAUGCUGCGGCGGACUUUUUAGAUAAAAUACGGUCGUCACGAAGGCCGACACUUAUUCCACACGGAAAGCGUCAGGUAUCAUUUAGCAGUACCUGGCGAGACAUGAUGAAAUCGCGGACCCUUGCUUUGGGCAGUCAGGCCGAUGAGGAUGAAGAGGGUAAGAAGAAUCCCCAAGAGAUCGAUCGUCAAGUUGCAGAACCGAAGGGCAAGCGAUUUUCCAUAUGGGACCCAAGUCAGCUGGAUGAAGAAUCUGAAGACGAUGACUACUAA
Molecule: messenger RNA, 2076 nt
Organism: Opisthorchis viverrini
Lineage: Eukaryota; Metazoa; Platyhelminthes; Trematoda; Opisthorchiida; Opisthorchiidae
Exons: 1
Coding region: 1-2076 (691 amino acids)
Biological process (GO): regulation of pH; proton transmembrane transport; sodium ion transport
Cellular component (GO): membrane
Molecular function (GO): sodium:proton antiporter activity
Source: RefSeq, a predicted model, not a curated record